AACAAACAAAGUGUGCCCUGACAGAGAAUUUAAAUGCAUUACGAGUAAGUCCCCUGAAUCUUUCAGUUAAACCCCAAAACUCAACAAGGAAACAUCUAAACUUCCAUUUUUAUUUUACUUUUACAAAAUACCAUCAGAAUGUUUGAGUCUUUCGAUUGGACCUUGGGAUUGGAUUUAAAGAACUUUCGCGAUGUGAAACAGCGUGUACUGAGAAAAAUCGGGGAUAUGGAGCACCAAGGAGCUAAGUGGGGUCGCCUCAUCGGCAUCGAAGAUGGCAAGGACGAUGCUUUCCUUCGUUUUAUGAAGAAGAACAUCUAGCCCCGUUAACAAAAUUGGAAAAAUGUGUAUUGCAUGUUACUUUAAAGCCAGACGAGAAUACACUUGUUCGAUAAACGAAAUGCAUUGCCUUGCGUAAACAACACGA
Messenger RNA from Drosophila erecta, 424 nucleotides. RefSeq lists its product as uncharacterized. NCBI's taxonomy places the organism in Eukaryota, Metazoa, Arthropoda, Insecta, Diptera, Drosophilidae. The record is from RefSeq and is a predicted model, not a curated record. The transcript is spliced from 2 exons. Bases 139 to 318 code for a protein of 59 amino acids.